Oppia nitens is the source of this 1166-nucleotide messenger RNA. RefSeq lists its product as uncharacterized. Lineage: Eukaryota; Metazoa; Arthropoda; Arachnida; Sarcoptiformes; Oppiidae. The coding region runs from base 60 to 1031 and encodes 323 amino acids. The transcript is spliced from 2 exons. Gene Ontology annotation, molecular function: serine hydrolase activity. The record is from RefSeq and is a predicted model, not a curated record.
UGUUGUGAUAUUACAGUACAUUAUAUUAUCAAAAAAAGUGAAGACAAAUAUCAGCAAAGAUGAGACAAUUAAUUGGAUCAAUGAUUAAGCAAAAUGUCUUGAUUUGGUUCAAUAAUGAUAUGACUUAUUGUCGCCAAUUGAGACCACUGUUGGCCACCAGUUGUGUCCAAAAAGUGUAUAAAUCUUCACUAACCCCGUCUACGAAAACUGUGGACCAAUUAGUGGUUAAUAAGAAUAUGUCUUUGCGAUACUGUCAUCCGCGGUCGGUGUCCACCAAUAACACAAUGGAUAACAAGUCGGCAACCAUUGAACGGCCAGCAGUGCGACCACUGGUCGUAUUUUUUGCGUGGAUGUUAGCUAAGGACAAACACAUCGAAAAGUACCGAAACUUAUACUUUAGACGCGGUUUCGAUGUCCUGACCGUCAAAACGAGUCCUUUUGAGUUAAUGUUCCCGACUAUUGGCUCACAACGUAUUGCCGCAAGUGUCGCGGAUUUUCUUAAUCAAAAAGUCACCGAAUAUCCCGAAGUUGUUGUCCACGCAUUUUCUGUGGGCGCCUAUCAGUUCGGGGAAGUGUUGGUUCAAAUGGAGAAACAAGAAAAUGAAAAAAUAUUGCCCAAAAUGAAGAAAGCCAUCAAAGGUUUAAUCUGUGAUUCAGCCGCCGAUUUAGAGGCUAUUCCUAAUGGUUUGUCUCGUGCUAUCACUAACAACAGUGUCUUAAGAGUAAUAUUUCGUACUAUGAUUGCCACUCAUAUGAAAUUGUUUUACUCUGUGGCCACCAAACACUAUAUGGCUUCUUCUGAAGCCUAUAAAAAUAAUGUCAUUCGGUGUCCGAGUCUUCUGUUUGUGUCCAAUGGAGACGUUGUGGGCACUCCUGAGUCUAAUCGUCGUGUUAUGGAUAGAUGGCAUCAGAAGAAUAUUGAUGUCAAAUGGAUUUGUUUUGAUAAGUCAUCACAUGUGGGACAUCUGUAUAAGUAUCAGGAAGAGUAUACCAAUCAAUUGGACUCAUUUCUCAAGAAUAUUGAUCUUUAAUUGUGAAGUCGACAACAGUUUUUCAAUACAUAUUAAUUGAAUCAUUGAAUCGAUUAGUUUAUCAAAAAGGGUUAGACUUAUGAAUAUAUAGUACAAUAUAUUGGAAACUCAUUAUACACUUGUCUUUCACUAAAU